This is a messenger RNA of Oncorhynchus masou masou (cherry salmon), 2102 nucleotides long. RefSeq names its product solute carrier family 22 member 2-like. Gene Ontology annotation, cellular component: membrane. The transcript is spliced from 11 exons. The record is from RefSeq and is a predicted model, not a curated record. Lineage: Eukaryota; Metazoa; Chordata; Actinopteri; Salmoniformes; Salmonidae. The coding region runs from base 24 to 1709 and encodes 561 amino acids. Gene Ontology annotation, biological process: transmembrane transport.
UUCUGACACCCAACUCUGCAACCAUGACCACUUUUGAUGAAAUCCUAGAGGAGUCAGGGAAUUUUGGUCGUUGCCAAAAGCGCAUUUUUGCUCUGCUAUGUAUGGUGUCGUUGCCUUUUUCUGGGGUCUAUGUGGGCAUUGUGUUCCAGGGGUUCACCCCAGAGCAUUGGUGCCGGGACUCAGUGGUGAGUCAGAUCCGGCAGAGCUGUGGCUGGAACCUGAUGGAUGCCAGAAAGAUCACCGUCCCUCUGGUCAACACCUCAGGAGUGCUGGUCCACAGUCAGUGUGAGCAGUAUGACCUGGACUGGAACAAUACAGGUCUGACCUGUGACAACCCAGAGUCUGACCUCACCGACGCCCAUCGCAGCAAAGCUCCCAUGACCUCCUGCAAGGAAGGCUGGGAGUAUGACUACGAAGGCAGGCAGUCCUUUGUGACCGAGUUUGACUUGGUAUGUAAUGAUGCCUGGGUGGUGGACAUGUACCAGGCUACACUGAAUGUGGGCUUCCUUGUUGGAAGCAUAACUUUUGGAUACCUGGCUGACAGGUUUGGCAGAAAAAUGAGCUUCUUGAUGUCCAACCUCUUGAAUGGGGUUGCUGGAAUACUUGUAGCAGUGGCUCCAAACUAUAUAUCCAUGCUUGUAUUUCGUACAAUCUUUGGCUUUGCUGUUAAAGGAGGCUGGAUGUCUGUAUAUGUGCUUAUCACCGAGCUAGUGGGAGUUGAGUACAGGAGGAUGGUGGGCGUGCUUUUACAGAUGUUCUUCAGUGUAGGCAUUCUCAUUUUGACCCUCAUUGCCUACCUCAUCACUGACUGGCGCUGGCUGCAGGUGACCUUCGCUGUUCCUUACUUCAUAUUUCUAACCUACUUCUGGUUGGUCCCAGAGUCUCCAAGAUGGCUUCUUUCUCAGAACAACUCAACCAAAGCUAAGGAGAUCAUUGAGGCAAUAGCGAAGGAAAACAAGAAAACCCUCUACAAAAACAUUGAGACGCUGAGAGACGACAAUGCACAGACCUCAACUGCCUCAUUCCUGGAUCUGGUCAGAACUCCAAACAUGAGAAAACACACCUUCAUCCUCAUGUUCAACUGGUUCACUAGUGCUAUUGUCUACCAGGGUCUCAUCAUGCGUGUAGGAAUCGCAGGAGGAAACGUGUACAUUGACUUCCUGAUCUCUGGACUGGUAGAGUUCCCUGCUGCCUUCCUAAUCCUCUUCACCAUCGAUCGUAUUGGACGUCGUCUUCCCUUUGCCACGGCCAACAUUGUAGCUGGAGUAUCCUGUUUCAUCACUGCUAUGAUCCCAGAUAGUCACUUCUGGGUCAAAACAGUUGUGGCCUGCAUUGGCCGGUUGGGCAUCACCAUGGCAUUUGAGAUGGUGGUGUUUGUGAACACUGAAUUAUACCCCACCUUUGUCAGGAACCUAGGUGUGUCAGUCUGCUCUACUCUGUGUGACAUCGGAGGCAUCGUGGCCCCGUUCCUGCUCUACAGACUGGCUACCAUCUGGCUGGAGCUGCCACUCAUCAUAUUUGGGGCGAUAGCGUGCAUAGCUGGAGGUUUAGUCUUGCUGUUGCCUGAGACCAGAGGUGUAAGACUUCCUGAGACCAUUGAUGACAUUGAGUUCCCAAACAGACACAAAGAAAACCAUCCGAAGAGUCAACAGCUGACAAAUCUCUUGCCCACUGACAUGACGACCAACAAAGAAGCUACAAUCGUCUGAUCGAUCUUGCUCCGCCUCUUCACAAGAUUGACAGCAUACUGAACUCACAAAUUUAUGUAGCUUAGCCUAUAUGUUUUUUUUGCAUUUGUUGUUUCCCAACACUAGCUGAUGUGAAUCUUUUCAUGUUUUUGAGGUGCUGCUAUUUAUAUGUAUUACUGUACAGGACAUCAUUUUAGAUCAUAAUAAGUAUCAUAAUAAUAAUUUAGCUGUUAAAAUACCCAAUGGGGAUUUCUAUUAUUGAAAACAAAUAUUUCAGUUGGAAAUCCCCAAAUAAUAUCCCUUAUCAUUCCUCCACUAGUUUUAUGGUAGAAAUUGCCAGAAAUGUCAUCUUCUCUAGUGUGCUUUGAGAAGUUUCUUAUUCUAAACUGUCUGUAGUUAUCCCAAAUGUUAAUA